Molecule: messenger RNA, 429 nt
Organism: Gongylonema pulchrum
Lineage: Eukaryota; Metazoa; Nematoda; Chromadorea; Rhabditida; Gongylonematidae
Source: the annotation of a GenBank genome assembly
AUGGCAGCUUAUGUAAUAUCGCAUUCCGAGAUAAAAAUAACGAUGAUCCGGAAAUGUAAGAUUUCAGUGCCUCUUCAGUUGCGCUUACAAACGAAUACAGGCAGUUUUCUGACUGUGCAGCUACAGCAAAGUCCAAUAAUUGAAUGUCCAUGGUUACUAGCAGCAAACUGCGAUUUUGUUGGUUUCUUUGCACUGACUGUAAAAAGUGAUGCGAUGGAAAAGCUGCUGUCACAGAAUUACAGUACAACGCCUCAAGCGUUUUUGUCGCGGACGGAUCGGACGUGGUUGCAAGUACCAGUGAUUCUUCAGGAUGCACGUGUAUUAUCGCAUGAACCAAAAAAGCAUAAACUUGCCGUAUGCUUACAACCAAUCUAUCUUCUAGCCGACUGGACUCUGCUGGUGCAGUUCUUUGAAGUAAGUUCAUUGUGA